CGCUGUUUAGCAAGUCACGUGACUACAGGGCAACAUGGCGCACAUCGAGCAGGAAGGGAAGAUCGAGGAGAGCGAGAGUCCUAUGGCUGACCCCAUGGAGAGUAGGAGACGGUGUAAACUGCACUGGAAGCCGACAUCUGCGGGGAAGUUAGCUGAGGUGGAACAGAAGAUUCUUAAAUGUAUGAAAAGCAAAACAAAUGGCCGUUUCGUGAAGACAACCAACUGCAAUAUCUGGACAGUGAUCGUUAACGCUCACCUGGAUGCCGUGCCCCUCGUGUUGGUCCACGGGAUGGGAGGUGGGGUAGCCAUGUGGAUCCAGAACCUGGACAGUCUUGCUGAGAACAGGCCCGUGUAUACAUUUGACCUUCUUGGAUUUGGCAGAAGCUCCAGACCCACAUUCAGCACAGACGCUUGGGAAGCUGAGGCUGAAUUCGUGAGGUCAUUGGAGGAAUGGCGCCAGGAGGUCAAACUUGACCGCUUCAUACUCUUAGGUCACAGCCUGGGGGGAUUUGUUAGCAGCUCCUAUGCCAUACUGUACCCUGAAAGAGUUGAACAUUUAAUUCUGGCUGAUCCUUGGGGUUACCCAGAGAAGCCAUCGACCACUGAAUCCAGGCGAAGCUAUCCGCUUUGGGCUCGUGCCCUUGUAAAAGUCCUCCAACCUUUCAAUCCAUUCACAGCCCUCAGAUUGGCUGGACCCUAUGGGCCAGGUAUUGUGAAACGGUUCCGUCCAGAUCUGAAGGCGAAAUAUGCCAACUAUUUGAAUGAUGACGAAGAUUUAAUCCUUCAGUACUUGUACCACUGCAAUGCACAAAAGCCAAGUGGGGAAAUAGCAGCCAAGACAUUGCAGACCCAGUUUCGCUGGGCUAAACACCCAAUGAUCAACAGGAUGGGUGACUUGGACGCCAAUGUGCCAAUGACGUUCAUACAUGGGAAGGAGUCCUGGUUGGACGGCGAUGUCGGUGACAACGUCAAGCAACUCCGUCUUGGCAGCCACGUAGAAUCACAUACGGUCUCGGAAGCUGGUCACCAUGUGUACGCUGACAGGCCGCAAGCCUUCAACCACAUAGUACUGCAGAUCUGUGACACGGUGGACCUUGCUGCACGUGGAGAACUGGCCGGAGGGAGCAGUCUCAAGAGGACGUCAACUUGAUUGUCUGUGUGACUGUCAUAUGACGAUGGCAUUCCACAUGUAUACGUGAAGGUGCCUCGUCAUAUGACGAUCGAGUGCCAUCUGUACACGUGGUGAUGCCACGUCAUAUGACGAUGGUGUGUCACCUCGGUGAUGGGGGACCUAUACGUAGCGUUACUGUGAUAAAACAUGACAUGACAACACAUACAUUUGAAGGUGAAUUACUGCCACGAAUGUAUCUUUUUAUGACCCAUAUAGUCCACAGUUGAACAAUAUUUUCAACACUGAUGUUAUAUUUAUCUGAAUUAUGAAGUCGUAUGAUAUAAUAAGGUAUAUGAUAAAGUCCUUAUGCGCUGGUUGUUUGGGACAAGACUGACAAAUGACAUGCAGUGAGAGUGACGGCUUGUACUGCUUUUUGCGAUGCUCCUGCACAACCGGUUCAAAUCAGCUUAUAUAUUGUCUUAGUCCUAGCUUAAUCUAUGUACUCAAACCUAUAUGCUCUUUCAUAGAGUUGAGUGAUAACAGACAUAGUUGUUAGUUCUGUAAAUCUGCGAAUUACAUUUUCAAAGAACUACAAACCGAAUGGAAAAGUUGAAAAUGUUUUGCUCUGCAGUUGAAGGGAAGUAACUCGUGGAGUGCUCUUUGUCGGAGCGCGACGGUCUUUGUUGCCAGCGUACUACAGCAACAUAGCAACAAGACGCUACCUAUUUCACGUGUUAGGCGUGUGGGGGCCGGAGUGGAGGUGGGGUUGGCAAGGGUUGAAGAAUAUAUAUGUCUGUCUGUUAUCUGCGCAUUGAUAUAUUAUUUAUAUAAAUAUACAUAUACAAUUGAUGACCGACAUUGCCUUCCGAUUUUUCAGGUAAUCACAUUUUUUUAGUUUAAAGAUCUCGGGGAAACAAACUUAGCUUUCCUAAGUAACUGCGGUUAAGGUGGAAGUAUAUUUGUACAUUUAUAUGUUUUUAUGGUUAUAUAUUAUAUGUAAUUUGUCGUUUUGUGUUGUUUUACAAAGAUGUAUUGAUUUUGUGAAUAAAAUUAAUAUAUGAGUA
Messenger RNA from Haliotis rubra (blacklip abalone), 2175 nucleotides. Its product is annotated as (Lyso)-N-acylphosphatidylethanolamine lipase-like. Gene Ontology annotation, cellular component: lipid droplet. The coding region runs from base 35 to 1150 and encodes 371 amino acids. NCBI's taxonomy places the organism in Eukaryota, Metazoa, Mollusca, Gastropoda, Lepetellida, Haliotidae. The transcript has 6 exons. The record is from RefSeq and is a predicted model, not a curated record.